This is a messenger RNA of Penicillium chermesinum, 738 nucleotides long. Its product is annotated as putative RAS small monomeric GTPase. The record is from RefSeq and is a predicted model, not a curated record. Gene Ontology annotation, biological process: signal transduction. Gene Ontology annotation, molecular function: GTPase activity; GTP binding; GDP binding. Lineage: Eukaryota; Fungi; Ascomycota; Eurotiomycetes; Eurotiales; Aspergillaceae. The transcript has 3 exons. Gene Ontology annotation, cellular component: plasma membrane. Bases 1 to 738 code for a protein of 245 amino acids.
AUGGCAGACAAUAUCUCAGUAACAAUCUGUGGCGACGGCGGAACUGAGGACCUGUACUCGGUGACCCGCACUGUCGACGGCCUCCCAUACUUUCUCUCGAUCACCGAUACCGCAGGCCAGGAAGAAUAUCGCGGACUAUGGACGGCCGCGACCCUAAAAUCAGACGCUUUCUUGUUGGUCUACGACAUCACCAACCCGGACAGUCUGUAUGCGCUCGACCACUUCAUGGGGCUGAUCGACAUGGAAGCCGAGCAGCGUGUGGAGGAUAACGGGCGACUGCGUCGAGAACUCGGGGCCAAACCCACCGAUGCAGUUGGGCGCCCUCCGCCGGUGAAAAUUGUGGCGGGGAACAAGUGCGAUCUGAAGGAAGGGCGGAUGGUUAGCUCGCGGGACGGUCUGGCAUACGCGCGUCGGAACGGGUGUGGGUUUAUGGAAACCAGCGCGCGAGAUGUCUUGGUGCGCCGCGUGGUGGAGUCCCGACAGUUGCAUGCUCAAGGGUUAGCACCGACACGGGCGCCGUCGCGGGCUGGACAGUCAGUUCGCACGACUGCGCUUCCUCCCACGACGGCCGAUGCCAGGAGCCAGAGGGAGAAACGGGCUCGGUCCCGGCUCUUCGGACGUCGAAAACGCCGGCCUUUGACCGAGUCCGGAUUCACCAAGGACAAGGAUAAGGAUUCAAGGGCCGAAGAGGGACCUCGAGGAUGUCUGUUGCGGCAUUUAUGCUGUUCACGUUGCUAA